Molecule: messenger RNA, 591 nt
Organism: Guillardia theta CCMP2712
Lineage: Eukaryota; Cryptophyceae; Pyrenomonadales; Geminigeraceae
Exons: 2
Molecular function (GO): protein binding
Source: RefSeq, a predicted model, not a curated record
AGGAGCUGGCUGAUGAAGGGGAGCCGGAUCCGCCAUGUCCUCCAGGGGCACUGCGAGGAGGUCCAGGCGCUCAAGAUUCACGAGGAUAGGCUGAUCUCUGGGUCUGUGGACACGACGAUCAGGGUCUGGAACACUCGCAGCUGCACGUGCGAGCAUCAGCUUCGUCGGCAUCGAGGAGCAGUAUGCGCACUAGAGGUGGCGAUGGACCUGCUGUUCAGCGGGAGCGUCGACAGGACUGUCUGUGUGUGGAGCACGGAGGGCUGGACUUGCCUGCACGUGCUUGCUGGGCACGUGAAGUCUGUGUUUGCCCUGAAGGUCGUGGGUGGACAACUGUUCUCUGGGAGUGACGAUGGGGAGAUUAAGAUCUGGGAGAUGAAGGAGUUCAACUCGGGCAAGGAGGAUGUUGAGAUUCUUCUCGUGGUGGACCGCAAGCUCAUCGGAGCCUUCGACGACUCGCUGAUUCGCGUGUGGGACAUCAACAACUGGGAGAUGGAAAGGACGCUGGAGGGGAAUGUCGGCGCCGUCUAUGCCAUCGCCAUGGAUGGCAGCAGGUUGUACAGCGCCUCCUACGACAGCUGCAUCCGCGUUUGG